AUGGCCUUGCAGGCAGAGGUGCUUGAGAUUCGUCGCAAAGAAGAGAAGAAGCAAUCAGUGGAAUCACUUGAGGACACCGACGAAGAUGUUUCCGAUUCUGAGGCAGAACCGGCGCCCCUUGAAAAUGUUGAGCCUGCCCCACUACCAUCUUCGGGGUCGCAACCAGUUGUUCCAACAGGAUCCAAGGGUGAUCAUUCCUGUGCCCCUCCAACAGCCACUGAACCCACUCCGGGUCCUGCACCAGCAGCCGAUCCACCGGCGAAGCCAUCUGUGGCGGGAGAACCUGCCACAGAACCGGGUGCUGAGGCGAAGGUGGACAAGGAAACACGUGCUGGUCAAAAAGCAUUUGCUCGUAAAGUUCUUCUCGAGAAGCUGCACAAGAUGAAGGAACAACUUGCAGAGAUCCAUGCAAAGAAAGUUGCUCCGAAAGCAGGUCGUGGGGAUCAUGUGGCCAAGGAUUUGGGUCCAGACUUUGACAAGGCAAUGAAGAUUCCAGGAGACACGUCAUCACCAUCAUCUUUACCAACCAUUGCUACCGACAAUGUGGAUACACAGCCCGUGGAUGUGAUGGAGCUUCCCGUUCCUGCUGCUACUCCAUCAAAACCUGUUUCCUCCGAUGAUGUGACCCGUAAGAGGCGAAAGUACCAGAACCUUGAAACUGUUUCAAAGUUGGGGACUACGUUGAUUUUGGGUGAGGGCAACAAGAACAGCCCUGAAUCUAGUGAGUCAACACACACCCCAUCAUCUACCAGUGCCCAGAAGAGUAUCACCACUACUUCUGGUGGAAGACCUGCUGAUGAAGUUACCCCAGAUGCCAAUGAUUCUGCAAUUCCCAAACCCAGACGUCGUCGGGUGAACAAAUCCAAAGAGCCACCACCAGUCCCAGAGGGUUGGUGGGACGACAAUUGCGAAGAUGACCCAGAGCCAGCAGAGUCCGAGCCUUGUGAAGUUGCCGAUGCCGAUGAUGAAGCAGCUAGCAAGGUUGUGACACGCAGAGAUCAACUCAGCUUGAAGAGGCCGCCCCAGAGUGCCCGUGGCAAAGGACGUGGCAAAGGACGUAGCAAAGGACGUGGCCGUGGGAAGGGUGUGAGUGGUUCCAAGCCGAAGGGCCCCAAGCGCAAAGUCACCAAAUCCAAGGCUGUGAAGAGAAAACGUGAUGUUGAGGAUGAAGAGGUUUCAGACAUUGACAUGGUGGAAAACUAUGAUGAUGGUAAGGAUGAAGAGGGUAGUGAGAUGAAUGAGCAUGCCCCCCCUCCACGUCGCCGUGCUGGAAAGGCCGAAGGAAAGACCAAGAACAUCCAGAAGCAUCAGAAGAAGGCCGCUCCGAAGGCCAAGGUGGACAAAGCUGCCAAACCCCGCAAAGGUGCUAGCAAACCCAAGAAAUCCAAGAAGGCCCCAUCUACGAUGAAGGAGCCUGCAGUUCCCAAGAAGUCAAAGGCUUCAAAGGCAUGUGGUUUGUAUGUGAUCAGAGAUGAUACUCCCAUCCCUGAGCAAAUGAUGCAGUUCACCCAGAUGAUUGACACAACUCUUGACCUUGAUUCUUUCAAGGAAGCUGUCCGUACUACCACUGGGAAUUUGGGUCGGGGGAGCUUGAAUGUCUAUUGGUCCAAAAAUACAUGCGGGCUCAAGUGGCAGUUUGGCCGUGAUAGCCGUGAUAUCACCACCUUUGCAUUCCAUCGUGCUUGCCCUGGUGAACCCCGUGUCAAACUGUUGAUUGCAGUGGCUGCUGCGAUUCACCUUGCGCUCCUCAUGUGUCACGCGCUCGCCGUGUGCGGAGGAGUUCGAGUGGUUGGAAUACUAUGCCGGAAGGGCGGCAUGCACCACCGCUAUGCGGAGGGCUGGCUUGGCGUGGUCUACGCCAUGAAGGGCCGUGCAGGGAAUUUCCUGUCCUGGUUUGGCAUCAAGUGUUCGACUUGGGUGAGCAUUAAUUGUGGGACCUCCAAAAGAUCGGCAUGCAGCAGUAUAGGUCCUGAAACAGUUUUGUCCACAAAGAUGGAUGAAGGCCUGUUCGCAGAGGAGCUUCAGUUGGAGAUCAAUGAGCUGGAUUCCGAUGAUGAAACGACUCCGGAAAUCCUUGCCCAACCCGCCUCUACUCCAGCGUCUGCACCUGAUGGAACUUCCACGGAGGUGGACACAGAGCUUCUUGAAGAUCAACCCUGCAAGACCGAUGGCUACAUGCCGUGUACGGAAGGUGCAGAUGUGCUGGUGGAUGAUCUUUCUGUUCAACUUGCGCUGGCACUGGGGCCCGAGAUCAAAACUGAGCAAAUGGAACCUGACAGCCCUGCCAACAAAAAGUCUGAUGAUGGUAAUGAUGAGAUGGCGCCCCCUGUUGAGAAUGAUGGUGACAAAGCAUCAAAUGGAAAGAAGAAGCGAGUUCUUACCCGACGAGAACUUCUCAUGAACGCUGCCAAGGCACGGAUCCGAAGGAUGGUGGCUCCAAAGUCCAAAAGAACUGACCUGUCGGUACCAGCAUGGGUUGGCACGGAGUGGAACAAAGGAACCAAGGAAAAGGAGCAAAUGGCCAUUACCCUCCAAGAGGUGAACUUCGACAAGUUGAAGUUUGUGGAUGAGAUGCAGCGCAUCAUCACAUCCCGGAAGAAGGUAAGCGUCAAGAAAGACCAGGGAUGGUAUAGUGAAUCUGAGAUGAAAACUGACCUCAAAUGGCCUGCGACCCGCAUCACUGCAGCAAAGACCUACUGCGGCGAUUCUACUCGUGCUGAAACACAUGUGAGGACACAGAGUUUGGGUGCUCAGACGGGAUCUUUUCCCUUCUCCAAAGUGUACAAAUUCGGUGGCCGGGUGUUUUGGCCAUGCCAUUGGUGGGAGAAGCUGCAUAAGGAUUCCAAGAGGCAAUAUCUUUCUGGCUUUGUGGACAAACGGGACGGCCUUCUGAAGAAGGAGUAUGCCAAGGUGUUUCAAGUUGCCCCAAAGCAGAUGGCAGUUUGUUCCUCCUAUCGCAAAAGACUCUUGAGAUCAGAUGAAACGGUGUUGCCCAACGACGUGCUGAACUUGAUCCCUGAGAUUGUGGCUGAGACAUCGUCCAUAGCAGUUCAGUUCUGCUAUCUUGCCAGUGCCAAAAAGAUUGAUGAAGCAACCGGGUUCAAGAACCCGUUGCUGGAGCAGCCAGAACAUUCGAGUCUGUCGAGCAGAUUGUUGCGCACCUUGGGUAUGGGUCCAGGUUCACGCUUUGGGCACCUGAAUUACAACGUGGUGCGAUUCUUCCUCCGCAGGCAAUGGGUCCUGGGUUGCAGCCGCAAGGUUUCAGGCCCCACAGCCAAGAAGCCUGCUGCUGCUGCUGCUGCAGCCAGUGCUCGUGUUUCUCCUUCCGGGUUGGAGCGACAGAUGUUGCAUGAAGUCGCCAUCGUUGUGGCCAACCCUCAUGUACGCAUGUGCGAAAGUGGUGGGCUUGCCGAUUUGGAGGUGGCACAUGAGACUGACAAGGCUACGCUGAUCCCAGGUUCUGUUUUCUCCAUUUCAUACAAGAAUUUCACAGACGCGCAAGAGAGGGUCGCGGAAGAAGGAGGCCACAAGAGGGCUGCGCGCACUCCCACCUCUGCAACUACUCAGGCAAGUACCAUGAAGCAGCACUAUCUUCAGGACAAGCAAACCAUUCUGCAGAAGAUUGGCGGCCACCAGUUCAACCAGUGUGUCUUGAAUGAGAUGACUGAAGCUGACGUCAACGACUGCAUUGGCAAGCUGACUGGCCAGUGGGAAUACGAUCGUGUUGCCAGUAAGAAGCGUGACAAGCUUCAAGAAGCUUUGAUUCAGGAAGGGAUGCGCCGCUUGGAAACAGUCAAUUCGAAGUCGAUGAUUACGGUGGUUCGUGCUGAGCGGGCCGCUAUGGAGGAGAUUCUGGCUUCAAUCACGGUGUACAAUGUGGGGAACCAGACGGCAAUUAUGACUACAGGAUAUGCUGCUCAGUGGUUGCCACCGGGAACAACCCCGUGGAAGCUUACGGUGCUCUUUGACCGUGAGAAGUUCAAGCCUUACGUGCAGAAUGGUGUGGAAUCCAAAUGGGCUGAAGACUUUACGACGAUCAUCACCCCGCAGACUACUAUCCCAGAAUAUGUUCCACUGCAGCGCAAGAAUUGGCAGGCCACUCAGGUGGAGAUCCCCAAAGCCAAAGGUCCUUCUCCAGCCGCAGCGGCACCGGCAUCGGCAGCCCUUGUCGCAGUGCCUGGGGCAGAUUGCCCACCAUCCCCAGGCAGCAUAUGCAGUAUGUACAGUAGAGCCAGCACAUUGCCUGCAGAAGAUGAACCGUUGGACAAUACAGUGGUGUUGGACCAAGAAGCGGGGCAACAGUAUGUGUGGAAUCAAAGGAACAACGAUGUGAAGUACCUCGAGAUCAUUUCGCCCGCCAAUGACUGGGUUGCCAAACGCUCAGCGAGGACAGGCGAGGAGUUCUUGCAUUCGCCAGCAUUGAAGAUGAGCCUGUGGGCUGCCCAAUUCUGGGCUGGCAAAGAGGCACCCAAGCCCCGCAAGUUGCGCAAGACAGAUUCUACAUGCACUACGGAAGCCAUGGAUGGCACGGCUCCCUUGUCAGUCCUGCCCGGAGUUCCUGCUGGGAUCCCGGCUGUUCCUCCUAGCCCGACCGUGCCCGUGGCUGUGGUUGCGCCCAUUGUUGCCACACCGAAGCCGAUCACUGCUGCCAAAGCAGCUUCCAUUGUCCGCCCACCAGCCCCGCCUCAACAGGUCACGCCUGACUUGGCUGAGCAAAUACUGGUGAUGAAGGAUGACUCGCAGGAUGACACCAAACUGUUGCUGAAGGUCCAGGAGUUGGAGAACAAAGAGAAGAUUCCAAUUGGGUCCAUGAAGAAACUGGCUGCCGACUUUCGAGCAAAGAUCCGUGCAGACACCAACGCUGCAAGGGGGCUCUCGAAUGUCGAAAAUCUUUCGCCUUUUGGCCUACUAUGUGUUGUUGGUAUCUUACGGUUGGUGAUGAGCAUCGCCAAGAAGCCCUGGAAGACCCGAGACUUUGGCAAUUCAAGGGCGGCAUUUGCCCAACACUUCUUGGAUACUUUUGGCCCUGAAAGUCCGGAAUUUAAAGCGCUUGUACCUGAUAUUGCCUCAGACCUUUGCCUACCAGAAGACACGCCUGCUGAAGAGUUACACGAACGCAAAAAUCCCUGGAGCUUCGAGACGUGUGGCUUGGUAAAGCGCAAAGCGAGGAUUUACCACACCAUGCUUCCGAUGGCCGAAACUUAUUUGACCUACCUGGAUGCCGUGAAGAGUUUAGAUUCAAAUCGUCAACUGCUGGCAGGAUGGUCGAAUCGAUCAUGGGCUCUUGACGUAUGCAAAGUACUUGGAACCCUGGUCGACUAUGAGUGUUUGAAUCGACUGCGUUUGGUUGGGAACAAAGUGGACUUGGAACAGGACCAGCAAGAUGCCAGUUUGUGGUUCUCACUCGCUGUGUCCACGGCGAGCCACAGAUGUUGGAGCAUGGCCAUGCACAGUGAGCUUCCUCCUGAUCAGUGGUUUGGGAUUUUGGAUCACAAUGACCACGCAGCAGGGAUGGCUUGCACCAAGCUCAACAGUAGCUUCCGGAUCAUCAAGAAAGCCCAGGAUUCUCUGAAAGGCACUGCAGAUCAAGCACUGUCCGCCAAAGCCAAAGAGGCACUGAAGAACUGCAUGAGUGACAUUUGGUUUCCAAAGCUACGAGUGGUCAAGGAGUUUUGGGAUCACGCGAGUUACUUUCUCUUUCGAAAAGAUGCAAUCUGGGACCAUAUUUGGUACUUGAGCAAUCGCCUUCUGACCACCAAGCAAUCGAUGGAAGAUUUGAUUGGUACCGCCGCUGACCACGCAGCACGGGACCAGAAGAAGGAACACAACUCAAUCGAGCGUGUUUACUUUCACUUGUGCAAUUCGAAGCGGCUGGCCAAUGCUGAGUCCGAGUACAAGUUCCUGAACUUGGAGCGAGGGGACCUAGCCAACCCUGACAUGACGAUGUCCGGGAAUCGAAGAGACACAUUUGUCUGCACGAGUGAGGGUUCGAAGUUGGGCGAUGCUGUCAGGGAAGCAUUGCUUCUCGGCACCCGUGGAAUGCAAGCUGCCACUGAUGACUUUGUUGCACAGCCCCAUCAACCAGUGACAAAGGCACUGUGGAAACCUCAGGGACAGCAUGCUGACAAUCGGGAACUGGCUUCAUUCAUGGCGGUCAAGUUUUGCCAUGGUGACUUGGAGAUGUUGCCUGGAUGUUGGGCAUCAUUCAUGCUGCAGGAGGGGUGCCUUUUCAAGCGAAACACUGCCGACCAAAAUGUGUACUUAUCCCUUGGCUUCAAACAUCGCGCUGCUUGGGGAGUCCGGGUUGAGCAGGAGUCUGUGGACGGAUUCUUUCGACUGACGCUCAGCGCCAACGACAUGACAGUGGAAAACACCAGGGUGCGAUUGAAGGAGAUGGUGGAAUGUCAUGUUGGGGUUUCACCGGCAGACAAGAACAUCAAGUUGGAAUCAGACUGGGUGGCCAUUCCCACUAGAGUUUGCACCUUCAACCGCACACCUCGGGAAUCAGGGCAAGAAGCUGUCAUGCUGAAACGAACUGGUCCUAACAUGGACAUUGUGGAGCACUUCUUGCGACAUGGCACCAUGCAGGAGGUGACGGAGUCUCAGCUCACUCAGCUUGUCACAUCCUAUGGGAUCACCAAAGUGCCCCGGUACCAAGAGAACCGUGCAGCCAUCAAGUCCAAGUUGAUGUGCCUUAUCACCUACACUCUCCCGGCUUUGGUGGAUGACGAGAAAGUCGUGAUCCUUCAGCGGCUCUUGUCUACGCAGAAGCAGAAAGCCGACAUCAAGGACUCCACGGCCCUGAAAGCUUUACGUUUGCUGGACAACGAAGAUGACGGCAAAAUGUUCUCUACCCUCAGGGACAGGUUGGAAGAUGCCGAAAGAGAGAGAGCAGUGAUGGAACGAUUCGGCAGUACCAAAGAGAAAAAACAGUUUGCAACACCUGAGGUCUUGAAGAACCUGAGACCUGAUGUAUCCUCCAGUUCAAACACAUCAGGGUUUGGAGCCGUGCUGGUGUGGCAAUGUUCAAUGCAAUGCUUCCAGGGGUACUACCCAAUGGAGAUUGUGGAGGAAGACGGGACGAACACCCGCAGAAAAAAAUUCACCAGUACAAGCCGGAAGUACCAAAGUGAAGAGCUGGAAGACAUGAGCAAAGCUCUGUGGGCAGUGGUGCAAUUUCUGUGGCGGGAACACGUGAAACAAGAUGGAAGUGACGCCGAGAAACCCAGUAGAGAGGACGUCUGGGCAGCGAUGGCGGAGGCUGAGCUGGAGUACAAAUCUGGCAAGUGCAAAAUGUACAAUUUCGAUGAGGUUGACAUUCCCAGUCUGGCCAACAUGAAGUCUGAGGCGAUGCCGGCGAUGCCAUCAAGUUCCCAGCCAGCAGGGUCUACCAAACGUGUCAAGACAGUGGCAGCAAAAGAAGCAGGGGCAAACAAAAAGACUGGCGCGCUGAUGAUCGCCAGGGAUCCCAAUAGGGAGAGGAAAAGAAAAAAAAAGAGAGAUGAGUCAGGUGAUAGCAGUGGGUCCUACAAAGAAUCGCCCAUUGACUUCGACAAAAUCAAGGCGAAGAUGAAGAAGAAGUCGCGAAAGUGA
Cladocopium goreaui is the source of this 7593-nucleotide messenger RNA. The record is from the annotation of a GenBank genome assembly. Lineage: Eukaryota; Dinophyceae; Suessiales; Symbiodiniaceae.